AUGCAGUCGGCUCGUUUGGCAGCGCGCAAGCUGCUUGGCCGUCGCGCCUUUGCGACUGUCGGCGACUCGCCUCUUUCCAAGAAGGUCGAGAUGACCAACUGGGAAACCGGCAACUACAUCAACUACGCCAAGAUGAGCGAGAACCUCAGCAUCGUUCGCCAGCGUCUUAACAACCGCCCUUUGACCUACGCCGAGAAGAUUCUCUACUCUCAUCUUGACAACCCUCAUGAGCAGGAGAUUGAGCGUGGUGUCUCUUACCUCAAGCUCCGUCCCGACCGUGUUGCUUGCCAGGACGCCACUGCCCAGAUGGCCAUUCUCCAGUUCAUGUCCGCUGGCAUGCCCUCCGUUGCUACCCCUUCCACUGUCCACUGUGACCACUUGAUUGAGGCUCAGAUUGGUGGCGAGAAGGAUCUUGCCCGUGCUCAGGACAUCAACAAGGAGGUCUACGACUUCCUGUCCACCGCUUGCGCCAAGUACAACAUCGGUUUCUGGAAGCCUGGCUCUGGUAUCAUUCACCAGAUUAUCCUCGAGAACUACGCUUUCCCCGGUGGUCUUAUGAUCGGAACUGACUCUCACACUCCCAACGCUGGUGGUCUCGGUAUGGCCGCCAUUGGUGUCGGUGGUGCUGAUGCCGUCGAUGUCAUGGCCAACCUUCCCUGGGAGCUUAAGGCCCCUAAGGUUAUUGGUGUUAAGCUCACUGGCGAGCUGUCUGGCUGGACUUCUCCUAAGGACAUUAUCUUGAAGGUCGCUGGUAUCCUCACUGUCAAGGGAGGAACUGGUGCCAUCAUUGAGUACCACGGACCCGGUGUCGACUCUAUCUCUGCUACCGGCAUGGCAACUAUUUGCAACAUGGGUGCUGAGAUUGGUGCCACCACCUCCCUCUUCCCCUUCAACGACCGCAUGUACGACUACCUGAACGCCACCAAGCGCAAGCAGAUUGGUGACUUCUCGCGCACCUACGCCAAGGAGCUCAAGGAGGACCAGGGCGCUGAGUAUGACCAGCUCAUUGAGAUUAACCUCUCCGAGCUUGAGCCUCACAUCAACGGUCCUUUCACUCCCGAUCUUGCCACCCCCAUCAGCAAGUUCAAGGAGGCUGUCAAGGCCAACGGCUGGCCCGAGGAGAUGAAGGUCGGUCUUAUCGGAUCUUGCACCAACUCCUCUUACGAGGAUAUGUCGCGUGCCGCUUCCAUUGCCCGUGACGCUCUCGACCACGGUGUCAAGGCCAAGUCCCUCUUCACCGUCACUCCCGGUUCCGAGCAGAUCCGCGCUACCAUUGAGCGUGACGGUCAGCUCCAGACCUUCGAGGAGUUCGGUGGUAUGGUUCUUGCCAACGCUUGCGGUCCUUGCAUUGGACAGUGGGACCGUCGCGAUGUCAAGAAGGGCGAGAAGAACUCGAUCGUCUCUUCUUACAACCGUAACUUCACUUCCCGUAACGAUGCCAACCCCGCUACCCACGCCUUCGUCACCUCCCCCGACCUUGUCGUGGCCAUGACUGUCGCUGGUACUCUCAACUUCAACCCUCUCACCGACUCCCUCAAGGACAAGGAUGGCAACGAGUUCAUGCUCAAGGCCCCUACCGGUGACGGUCUUCCCGCCAACGGCUACGACCCUGGCAUGGACACCUACCAGGCUCCUCCUAAGGACCGCUCCCAGGUCAACGUUGCCGUUUCCCCUACCUCUGACCGUCUCCAGAUCCUCGAGCCUUUCAACGCUUGGGACGGCAAGGACGCCACCGACCUUCCCAUCCUGAUCAAGGCUCAGGGCAAGACCACCACUGACCACAUCUCCAUGGCCGGUCCCUGGUUGAAGUACCGUGGUCACUUGGACAACAUCUCCAACAACAUGUUGAUUGGUGCCAUCAACUCCGCCAACGGCGAGGCCAACAAGGUUGAGAACUUCACCAACGGUGAGUUCGGCACUGUUCCCGGUGUUGCCCGUGACUACAAGGCCAAGGGCAUCCGCUGGGUCGUUGUCGGUGACUGGAACUACGGUGAGGGUUCUUCCCGUGAGCACGCCGCUCUCGAGCCCCGUCACCUUGGUGGUCUCGCCAUCAUCACCCGUUCCUUCGCCCGUAUCCACGAGACCAACUUGAAGAAGCAGGGUAUGCUUCCUCUCACCUUCUCCGAGCCCGCCGACUACGACAAGCUCAACCCCGAUGACAAGGUUGACCUUCUCUGCACUGAGCUCGCCGUUGGCAAGCCCAUGACCAUGAAGGUUCACCCCAAGAACGGCGAGUCCUACGAGAUCAAGCUUUCGCACACCUUCAACGAGGGCCAGAUCGAGUGGUUCAAGAACGGCUCUGCCCUCAACACCAUGGCCAAGGCCGCCAAGCAAUAA
Messenger RNA from Aureobasidium melanogenum CBS 110374, 2337 nucleotides. Its product is annotated as putative mitochondrial aconitate hydratase. Gene Ontology annotation, molecular function: 4 iron, 4 sulfur cluster binding; aconitate hydratase activity. Gene Ontology annotation, cellular component: cytosol; mitochondrion. Bases 1 to 2337 code for a protein of 778 amino acids. NCBI's taxonomy places the organism in Eukaryota, Fungi, Ascomycota, Dothideomycetes, Dothideales, Saccotheciaceae. Gene Ontology annotation, biological process: tricarboxylic acid cycle. The record is from RefSeq and is a predicted model, not a curated record. The transcript has 6 exons.